CGUUCAGUAGCUCCGCUGAAGUUAACAGAGUUGGAAGACUUUUGUCUUAGGGUCCGUGGCGAAUCAUCAACGGGAAUCAUGAAAAUCGAAUGGGCACCACUCAAAGUGUCGCCGGCACGGCGUUUACAAACAUUUGUCACGGCACUCUUCACCAUGGCAUUCCUUGUGCUGUUGUUCUGCUCCUACUUGUUUGUGGCUGCUUCAUUGUUCUAUGGUGGACUUGUGCUGCGCAGCUUGAUACUCAUCUACUUGGUCUACAUGUACGUGGAUCACAAGAGAACACACUCCAUUAUUGACAGCAAUGGCUGGAUGUUAAAUCGCACCAAUACCCUGCAUCGGAGCUAUCGCAAUUACUUUCCCGUGGAACUGGUGAAGACAGUGGAGCUUCCCCCAAACCGAAAUUAUAUUUUGGCCAGCUUCCCCCAUGGCAUUCUGGGAACUGGCAUCGGGAUUAACAUGGGUGUGGAAAUCUCCAAGUGGCUGGAACUAUUCCCCAAAAUACGACCAAAGGUUGGCACUUUGGACCAGCAUUUCCAGGUGCCGUUUAUGCGUGAAGCGCUGCGUUCUUGGGGUCUCGUGUCGGUAUCAAAGGGGGCUCUCAUCCACAUGCUAACCAAAUCGAAUGAUCCCAAACAUGCGGACAAUCGUGAUGGCUUCACAUCCAAUGCGGUGGCUAUCCUCGUCGGUGGCGCUCAAGAGGCCAUGGACUCACAUCCCGGGCAGUACACACUGACGCUGAAGAGCCGCAAGGGAUUCGUCAAAAUGGCCAUCCGAACGGGCUCAUCGAUUGUUCCCUCAUUUUCCUUUGGGGAGGUGGACAUAUUCGAUCAGGUGCCCAAUCCUCCCAAUUCCCUUGUGCGUCGCGUGCAGUCUGUGGUGAAGAAACUGACGGGCGUUGCCCCGCUGAUACCAGUGGGUCGCGGAUUCUUCAAUUAUACCUUUGGCUUUCUGCCCCAACGCCGUCGCAUCGUACAAGUUGUGGGCUCGCCCAUCGAUGUGGUCCAGAGUGCUGAACCAGAUGCCGCCUAUGUGGACAAGAUACACGGCCAGGUCAUGGAGGCUCUCCAGAAGAUGUUUGAUCAGUACAAGGAGCAAUAUAUACCGCAGUCAAAGAACACAAAACUGAUUAUACAGUAACCAGACACACUGCACAUAUUUUUGAUCUUCAAUCUGCCUUACAAAAGCAUCUAUUACGAGUUUAUGCAUAAAUAUAUGUUUGUUUAUUUGUAUUUAA
Molecule: messenger RNA, 1234 nt
Organism: Drosophila guanche
Lineage: Eukaryota; Metazoa; Arthropoda; Insecta; Diptera; Drosophilidae
Product: diacylglycerol O-acyltransferase 2-like
Exons: 6
Coding region: 79-1137 (352 amino acids)
Biological process (GO): triglyceride biosynthetic process
Cellular component (GO): endoplasmic reticulum membrane
Molecular function (GO): diacylglycerol O-acyltransferase activity
Source: RefSeq, a predicted model, not a curated record